Messenger RNA from Trametes versicolor FP-101664 SS1, 1969 nucleotides. RefSeq names its product eukaryotic translation initiation factor 3 subunit 6. The record is from RefSeq and is a predicted model, not a curated record. The coding region runs from base 42 to 1871 and encodes 609 amino acids. Gene Ontology annotation, molecular function: translation initiation factor activity. NCBI's taxonomy places the organism in Eukaryota, Fungi, Basidiomycota, Agaricomycetes, Polyporales, Polyporaceae. Gene Ontology annotation, biological process: translational initiation. The transcript is spliced from 11 exons. Gene Ontology annotation, cellular component: cytoplasm; eukaryotic translation initiation factor 3 complex.
GCCCUCUACGCUUCACAUUACUUCUGUGUGCUCGUGUCACUAUGGCUCAACAACGCAAAGUAUGGGAGGCAGACAUGGACGAAGACCUCCAGGAUGUGGAUCUCAGCCUCGCCAUCGGCCCUUACGCCCAGAGCGGCAACUACGAUGACGCACAGUCGACGAUCGACGAGGCCGCCUUGCUUGUGAUGCAGCAGCAGAUGGUUCAGCAAGCCGCCUUUGCCCAGAUCCCUGACGUCGUAAAACGCUUUAUCGCCCACUUCCACCAAGCUGUCCUCGAGAACAACCUCGCCGAAAUCACCGUCGCCUACGAGAGCGGCUGGAAUCGGUUGACCGAGAAGUACUACGCCAAGACCGAAUGGCCGGAGGCAGAAGUCAUCGCACCGCUGGUCAACGAUGACCAAAUAUUCCUGAUCCUCUACCGCGAACUCUACUACCGUCAUGUCUACUCAAGACUUAGCCCGGACAUCGACGAUCGCUUCCACUCGUACGAGAAUAGCUGCGAACUGUUCAACUACUUGCUGAACUCCGACGGGCCUGUCGCACUGGAGCUACCCGAACAGUGGCUGUGGGACAUCAUCGACGAGUUCAUCUACCAGUUCCAGUCAUUCUGCGUAUGGCGCUCCAAGGUCAAGUCGAAGACCGAGGAGGAACUGUCUCUGCUUUCGGAAGGAAGCCAGGUCUGGAGUUCGUACAGUGUUCUGAACGUGCUCUACUCCCUGAUCCAAAAAUCCAAAAUCAACGAGCACCUUGUCGCUCUUCAGGAAGGCAAGAGCGCAGAAGAGAUCGCGGAGAUCGUAGGAGAGUACGGCACGCGCCCGCUAUACAAACUCCUCGGCUACUUUAGCGUUAUCGGUCUGCUCCGAGUACACAGCUUAUUGGGCGACUUCACGCUUGCGUUGAAGGUGAUGGAGAGUGUAGAGCUCAAUCAGAAGGCUCCCUUCACUCGAGUGACGGCUUGCCAUGUCACGACAUACUACUACGUCGGCUUCUGCUACAUCAUGCUCAGGAGAUAUCCGGAUGCCAUCCGGGCAUUCGUCUCCAUCCUGAACUUCAUCCUCCGAAUGCGGCAAUACCACACAAGGAGUUAUCAGUACGACCAGAUCAACAAGACUGCUGACCGUAUGUAUGCGCUUUUUGCAAUCUGCAACGCGCUUUCGCCCACUCGUGUGGACGACAACAUUUCCAACAUCGUGAAGGAGCGGUAUGGCGAGCAAUUCACGAAGAUGUCCAGGGGUGAGGAGGGCAUCCCUGCGUUCGAGGAGCUCUUCCUGUACGCGUGCCCCAAGUUCAUUGCCGCAAACCCGCCGCCGUAUGAUGACGCGGAGGCGCUACGCGCAUUCUUCGAUGAACCCCCACAGGAGCCCGCGCAGCGGCACCUGGCGCUCUUCAUCGCAGAGGUCCGCGCGCAGGCACCCGUGCCGACUCUGCGUAGCUUCCUGAAGUUGUACACAAGUCUGGACGCGGCGAAGCUCGCGAACUUCCUUGACGCGGACGAGGAGGAGAUGGUGCAGCAGCUCAUGGUCAUGAAGCAGGCGAGCCGGAGCGUGAGUCGCGUCGAGAACGAGAAGGGCCUCCUCGAGGGCCAGAUGAUCUCCACGAGCGACCUCGACUUUGUCAUCAACGACAACAUGGUGCACAUCGCCGAGUCCACUGUCGGCAGGCGUUACGCGGGCUGGUUCAUCCGCAACACUGAGCACGCGCAGCGCGUCCUCGACACCCUGCGUAACGCGCCCCUCCCCAUCGCACCCAAGGUUGCCGCCGCGAGCCAGCCGACCGAUGCAGCUGCCAAGGGCGCGGAGGCAACGCCCGCCGCCCCGCCCACCCGGACAGGCGGAAAGAAGGUCGCCUGGGGGAGCGCGCAAGCCGCGUGAGGUGACAGAUGUUGUGUUGUGUUGCGCUGUGUUGCUGCUAGAGUAUUGUGUACGCCAUUGUGUAUCCUUACGGUGCAGUCGCUGUAUGAUGUUUUGCC